AUGGACGGAAACUCGGAGGAUGCGAGCCGGCGGAGUUGUGUGGCUGAAUCAUAUAAAGCUUCACAUCAUUUUUUUAUUGGCACUCACGACCGUCCCAUAUUUGUUGGGGAAUCAAAAGAAGAUCAAAUUAUUCCUCCCACAACAUUUAUUUAUAAUGAAACGCCAUCGGAUUCAAGCGGUGGUGGCGGCGCUGUCACACAUACGGAAGUGGAACAAACCACCGACAUUUGUACAUUUCAAUGCAUUUCAAGUGAGCAGCAAAGGCGCACAAAAAUGCUUAAGAAUUAUCAAAGUUUCGUAGGAACAUUGAGAGAUUACUGCAAACCCAUGGGACUUGAAUAUGGAGAUGAUGCAAGUCAAAUCCGUCAAACGAUUAUUGGAGAUUUAUUAUUGGCAAUGGGUGUGAGUGGUGAUGGUAGACAAAAACUGAAUGCCUCCAUACUUUUCCCCGCUGUUAUUUAUUGCUUCGAUGUGUGGCUUACUGAAGUGGGGUUCCACAAUGAUAAUGCAGAAGGUUUCGUUCAUGUUGAUGAUAACAAAUAUCAGAAGGGAGAAGAUAUAUAUGGAUCGCUUUCGCUUUUGUGCAGAGUGUCUAAAGCAUUGAAUGAUACACCUGAGAAUCUUAUUGAUAAUUCAACGCGGAUUUUGAAGCCUGGUGGUAUAAUUCUCGGUUCCACAAAAUCGUGA
Molecule: messenger RNA, 687 nt
Organism: Trypanosoma brucei brucei TREU927
Lineage: Eukaryota; Euglenozoa; Kinetoplastea; Trypanosomatida; Trypanosomatidae
Exons: 1
Coding region: 1-687 (228 amino acids)
Source: RefSeq, a predicted model, not a curated record